AUUAUAUUUAUUAUUUCAAUGAACAAUUUCAUUCCUGGUCAAAUGUUAUAUUCUACCUUAAGCGUCCUUUCACUGCUAUGACAAAAAUGUUUUAGUUUUCCAUUUUUAUUCAAUUUAUCUAUUUAUGUGCCUUUAAUACCAACCCAUAUUGGGUCAGUGUGGUGGAGACUAUGGCCAGACAACAAAAAAAUAACGAAAAUGUAAAAGUAAUAGACACUCGUCGGUCCUCCCUAGAUUUAGAUACCGCACCACCAGCUAUGACCUUAUCUCUCUCUAUAGAGGAGAACCUAGCCAAGCAGUGGGAUCUAAUACUUCAGGUACUUUUACGGGCAUAAUAAUAAUAAUAAUAGUUAGCGUAUACAUAUUUCCACUGCUGGGCAUAAGCCUCCUCCACAAUGAGAGGGUUUAGGCUGGGCUGUAGUUCCCACUGCGGAUUGGGAACUUCACACAGAUGAUUAAAUUGCUUUGUAGAUAUGUGAUCCUCACGAUGUUUCCCUUGACAGAAAAGCUCAUGGUGAAUUUCAAAUUAAAUUUCGCCCAUAAAUUCCGAAAAACCCACGGGGCGAAUUCGAACCCACGACCCCUGCUUGAGAGGCGAUAUAUCAAAUCAUUAGACUACCACUGCUUCUUUUACUGACGUAGGUAGACUUUCGAAAGCUUUAUCGUGGAAUAAUAUAAUGGAACUCUUUAAGGUCAAACAUUAAUUUUUAUAUAAUAUACAUAAUAAAUUGUACAAACAAAACAGAUGAUGUGUUACGCAGGAAUGGAAACAGAAAGAAAUAAAAAAAGAACAAUAACAAUAAUUGUUCUGGUUUAAUUUUCAUUUUCAUCAGGUCACUGUGCACUUAAACAAGGCCGCGUCGAGAUACAUGGUAAUGAUGAAGGGUGCUCCAGAGACCAUCUUAAAUAGCUGUUCGACCAUUGCAACCAAUCAGAACACUGUUCCGCUGACGAAAGACAUGAAAGACAUCGUCGACAAAGCUAUAGAAAGUCUCGCAAAGACUGGAGAAAGAGUUCUAGCAUUUGCAGAUUACGACCUAGACUCAAAGAAUUACCCUAUGAACUAUGAAUUUGAUGCGGAGAAUAAAAAUUUUCCUGUUAACAAUCUUCGUCUGAUUGGUUUGAUGGGUCUCAUGGAUCCACCACGUGAAGAGGUACAAAGGGCCAUUCAUCGAGUCCGAGAAGCUGGUGUUCGUGUGAUGAUGGUAACUGGCGACCAUCCGGCUACCGCACUCGCCAUUGCCUUCGAAGUAGGCAUAGCCACCAAUGACAAAUGCCACGUUGUCACCGGCGAGGAGCUGAGAAAAAUGAACCCUGACUUGCUCACCUGGACCCUUUACAAACAUUAUGAAAUGGUAUUUGCACGAACGUCUCCAACUCAGAAACUUCAAAUCGUAGAAGCCUGUCAACGUCAGGGAGCCAUAGUGGCAGUGACUGGUGAUGGAGUCAACGACGCACCAGCGCUCCGCCGUGCCGAUAUCGGCAUUUCUAUGGGUAUCACCGGAACGCAAGUAUCUAAACAAACAGCAGAUAUUAUUUUGAUGGACGACAACUUUGCAACUAUAGUGACAGGCAUAGAAGAAGGUAGAAAAAUUUUUGACAACUUGAAAAAAUCAAUCUGCUACAUCUUAAUUUCCAACGUGCCUGAAAUUCUUCCAGUCAUCAUGUUUAUAGUUUUCUCUAUUCCUUUACCUUUGGGUGUAAUGACGAUAUUGUGUGUGGAUCUGGGCACGGACAUGUGGCCAGCGGUAGCAUUGUCACACGAAGUCGCCGAAACCAACGUAAUGCUGCGCCCACCUCACGUUGGCCAACGUCUAGUCUCUGCUAACAUGAUCCGUCUGGUGUAUGGACACAUCGGUUUGAUCGAAUUUGCUGCAGGCAUGUUCGCUUACUUCGUCGUCAUGGCUGAACAUGGAUUCUAUCCAAGCAGAUUAUUCGGCCUGAGGCAGGAUUGGGACAACGAGGCGGUGAGUGACCUCAACGACUCUCUUGGGCAAGAAUGGACGUAUAUACAACGUAAAGAGGUCGAGCGAGCCUGUCAGGCGGCGUACUUCGUAGCUGUCGUCGUUACACAGAUGAUGAACGGCAUCAUUUGCAAAACCAGAUACAACUCCAUACUUACUGUUGGACUGAAGAAUCACUUUUUGAACCUUGGAUUUAUAUUUGAACUGGGUCUUGCUAUAUUCAUUUGCUACACGCCAUACAUUAAUACUUUCUUUCGGACAUAUCCUUUACGUUUGCGAUGGUGGUUUUUACCUUUACCCUUUGCCGUUUUUCUAUUGCUAUUUGACGAAUUCAGAAAAUACUGCAUUCGACAUCGGUUGUUUGGAGGAUGGUAUAAUACGUUAACGUACUAUUGAUGGUAACUGGUAAUAAAAUAGCUUCAAAAAGUUAAAUGUUUAAUGAGAAUAUUAAUUAAUUUUUA
Messenger RNA from Hyposmocoma kahamanoa, 2425 nucleotides. Its product is annotated as sodium/potassium-transporting ATPase subunit alpha-B-like. The transcript has 9 exons. Gene Ontology annotation, molecular function: ATP hydrolysis activity; P-type sodium:potassium-exchanging transporter activity; ATP binding. Gene Ontology annotation, biological process: intracellular potassium ion homeostasis; potassium ion import across plasma membrane; intracellular sodium ion homeostasis. Gene Ontology annotation, cellular component: membrane. The coding region runs from base 870 to 2360 and encodes 496 amino acids. The record is from RefSeq and is a predicted model, not a curated record. NCBI's taxonomy places the organism in Eukaryota, Metazoa, Arthropoda, Insecta, Lepidoptera, Cosmopterigidae.